Messenger RNA from Linepithema humile (Argentine ant), 4310 nucleotides. Its product is annotated as facilitated trehalose transporter Tret1-like. Gene Ontology annotation, biological process: transmembrane transport. The record is from RefSeq and is a predicted model, not a curated record. Gene Ontology annotation, molecular function: transmembrane transporter activity. Gene Ontology annotation, cellular component: membrane. Lineage: Eukaryota; Metazoa; Arthropoda; Insecta; Hymenoptera; Formicidae.
UCACAAAACCGAACUAAUCAGCGAUGCGCACGUCGCGAAACGAAUAGAUGCGGGUAGAGCGGCGAAUUAAUAAAAGCUGAGUAGAUUAUUUGAGAUUGCUAGUUUGUAAUAUAAAGCGUACGAUUGCGCGACGAGAGCGCAUCACCGACAGAAAUCUUCGCAAACACAAUCAACAAUUUCGCCGGAAUAAAGUUUCAAAUGAAUAUUAUAUUACGUAGUGGGGAUUACAGUGAAGAGUGUUAUUGUUAUUGUUUGUCUCAAUUGCUUUCGAAAUUCAUUUCAGUUUCAUAAUCCAGAGUGUCAAAGCGAUAUAAAAACAAGAAUUUUAAUAUAUCGCCGUUGAAAGCCAUAAAAUAAAGUUCAAAAAUUAUUAAAUAAUUUGAUUAUUAACCGCGAAAAGAAGCGAGUGCCGAUCAUAUUUUAUAUAUUUCAACUGGAAGUAUCGAGAGAGAUAUCGGCGUGACCUAAAACUAAGAGCACUCGAUGAAGCUCGAUGAAACUACUUGUUGGAUUCAUCGUUGAAGCCUGAAAUUCCGGAAUCGUCGGAAGAAAUAGGACAGCCGUUCCAUUCUGGUCUCACAUGGCAGCGACCGCGGAUAUCGGCGUGUUAAAGGAGAGUGGAUCGAAGGGGGAGAUCGUGACGCAAGCUUCAUCUUUCCAGGAAAAAUAUCACGACGGUAAACGGACGCAAUGGAGACAAUGGCUGGCAUGCAUAUCAGCAACUCUGUCCAUGGUGGCUGUCGGUACCGUUUACGGAUGGACCACCACGUCGCUCUCGCGACUCACAUCCGGCGCCAGCGAUAUACCUGUCAAAAUAACCGACGACGAGAGUUCGUGGAUCGUAUCGCUGACGGUAAUCGGUUCCAUGAUCGGUCCGUUCCUCGGCGCGAGCCUCGCCGAUCGAUACGGCCGUAAGAGAUGUCUUCUGUUCGCCAGCUGCUUCUUCAUCAUCGGUUGGACCAUCGUGUUCUUCGCGCAGAGCGUCGCGGCCCUCUACAUCUCCAGAGUGAUCCUCGGCAUCGGCGUGGGCAUCUCAUACACGACGAAUCCGAUGUACGUGUCGGAGGUCGCUGAUGUCGGAAUCAGGGGCGCCCUCGGCACAUUAAUCGCCGUGAAUGUGUUCACCGGCUCCCUACUGACCUGCAGCAUCGGUCCCUGGGUGUCUUAUCGAGUCUUGGCAGCCAUCCUCCUCGCGGUGCCCAUCCUCUUCGUGGCAUGCUUCUGUUGGUUUCCCGAGACGCCCGCUUUCCUCGCUGCCAGAGGUCGCAAAGCGGAAGCCACCAGAUCCUUGGCGUUCUUCAAGGGAAUUCGCGAUCGCGAAGAAGCGAGAAGAGAACUCGAGCACGCGCUGCGCAGCGUUUUUAUCGAAGACGUUUGUGACAACACCCCGGUAACCGGACCCGGAGCUAGAACCGAACCGGUCAAACGUAGCUGGAUGGCUAAACUAAAAUUGAUGAUGUUACCUAGCAACGCCCGUGCCCUCGGCAUCAUACUCGGCCUGGUAGCAGCGCAGCAGCUCAGCGGAAAUUUCAGUACUAUGCAAUAUCUCGAAGUGCUCUUCAAAAGAGCGGCCACCGGCAUCGAUUCCAAUCUGGCUACGAUACUCGUGCUGGCUGUCGGUCUCGUCGCGGGCGGAUUAUCAACCGCGACCGUCGAGGGCGCGGGUAGACGCCCUCUGCUGGUCGCUUCCACUCUCGGAUCUUCCGUUACUCUGGCGAUCCUGGCGAUAUAUCUCAUGUUGGACGGCAGAGGCGUCGAUGUGUCCGCGGCGAAUCUUCUUCCGGUCAUCGACGUGAUCGCCUUUCAAGUGGCCUUCCAGAUCGGAUUGGGCACGUUGCCAAGCGCGCUCAUCGGCGAAAUGUUCCCCACGGAAGUGAAGGCGUUCGCCGGCGCAGUCAUCACUAUCUUCGACGGUUUGCUCGGUUUUGCUGUCUCCAAGCUAUAUCAAGUAAUCGGUGACUCGUUAGGUGCCGACACUGUCUACUACUUCUUCGCGGUGUCGUGCUUGCUGGCAUUCGUGAUGGUAAUAUUCGUCGUGCCCGAGACGAAGGGCCGGACGUUCCGUGAGAUUCAGGAACUUCUCGCGGGAAAUAGCGAGAAGAAGGCGGAGAUUGGUGAUGGUUCGCAGGAUCAGAGUAACAUAGCGUGACAGAGAGGACCGCGCCGCGCUCCUUUUCCGGACACGGUGCGAACUUAUUCAGCCGACUUAUUCGUCAGACGUUCUUCUCAAGGCGACAUGGACUUUGAAACGACGAUUACUUACUUUUACUUGUAUAUACUUACUCUUACUUGUAGGUUUUUAUGCGUUUUAUGCGAUAAAAAGCGGAGCGCUAAGGCAAAAUCGUCUUUGCGCGGCUUGCGUUCUCUACGAUUUUUCUCGUACCUGCCAUCGGGGAAUAAAGUUAUUAAAAUUGUUUUCACCGCAUAAAUCCAUGCUGACCUCGACAGUUCCAUUCGUGUUCUUUCAAUUGUGAAUAUUUUCCACCAGUAUUUCCAUAAUUUCACUAUUUAUUUAUUAAAACUUCUGUGCGCGAAAUACUGCCUUUAUGAUACGGCUUUUCUUUUUUUUUUCCUCGCGCCGAAUGUUACACAGAUCAGAUAUUUAGCGGGACGUCAGACUUUCUCUCUUUAGAGUUUCUCGUGCAUACAAGAUAAAAUAUUUAAGCAAGGAAAAGUGAGGGAGAGAAAGAAAUGGAAAUAAAAAGGACUGGCAAGUGAAAAUUUCUAGUAAACACCGCAUCUCUUAUACGAGAGCAUAAAAAUCGUAUAAACAGCGGUUAAAUAUUGAAAUGAAGACAGAAAAGGGCGUCUGAAAAAUCACGAAAAUGUUCCGCAGUAAGAAAAAAGGAAAUAAAGAGAAACCAGAGUUGCAGUGUCGUCGACAGAAAAGCGACUUCAAGCUUUUAUAUAUAACUGUUAACUACAUACACAUUUUUUCUGCAUUGUUACAUAUUGAAUAACCGGUAAAACUUGAAUAUAAUUUUUAAUAAUGUUCUUACGAGCCAAACAACCAAGGAAAAGCAACUCGAGGCAACAAUAUUUAUAACUUGACGAGAGUAAUAAAAAAGAAUGAUAGAAAAUAUGUGUGUAGUUACAGAAUAUAUCCGUAAACAUGACGCAAUGAUUUUUUCUGGGUAAAUUUAGAUAAAAGUAAAAAUUUCAAUUUGUGAAACAUCCGGUAUAUAAGGAGUACAAUCCUGGUCUCUCGCAUAGCUCACGGGCAGUGAAUGAAAAACAACGGUCAAGCGCGUAUUCUAAAACAAAGAAUUGGCAGCUAUCAGCUUUCAAACGCGUUUGUUCGUGUAAACAGAAAGAUUAAAAAACAAUACGUACGCUCUUUUGCACGUGAAGUAAAGUUAAAAAAGGACAUUUUGAUAUGGUAGGAUUUUUGCAAUAAAUAUAAUAGUCACUUCUUUGAAUUGACGUCUGAAAUUGCCUUAUGUAUAUAAAGAGAGAAUAAUAUAAAGUUGAUUAAAGAUUGAAAAAAUAUUAACGAAAGAUCAAAGCACGAAGAAAUUGCUUCACUGCGUUGCCUUGUAAAAAGCAAUAAAUAGCGAAAUCAAUGAACGACUGGUUGAAUUCUCAAAGAGCAAGAAAACGUUACGUUAGAUGAUAUCCAUCCGAAAUUUUAUUUCUUCCAUGAUGCGUUAAUAAAGCCAUAGUAGUGCCGCAAUUGACAAUAGACAUUUUAAUUUAUUUCCUCGUAUUCCACGCAGCUGGCGCAUAUUAUUUUGAGCUCGCGAUAUGCGUCGUCCAUUUAUUCAUUAAAUAAAAUAGUGCGACGUAGCUAAAGUAAUUAGUGGACCGGUAAAAAUAAAAAAAAAUAAAAAAAACACGUACGGUAUAAUUAAUCUAAUAUAUGGUGAGACAAGUGCAAAGUAUAUAUUUGUUUGAUCGGAAAAGAUAGAACCUACUUCGGCAAAUGGAAAGAAUAAUUUCUGCCAUCGCUUGCUGAGUACAGAAAUGAUGACAAAGAAUCAUAAAUGUAGCGAGGAGAUGCGGAAUCGUUCGAUAGAGAGCAGAAAACUUCGCGUACACUUUCCGUAUUGCGAGCGGAGCGAGUGGAACCCGUAUAUCGAUAUAACGCAAUUGUUGCAGCCAGCGCUCUUAUGGCGAUGGCAUGCGGCGGAUGGUUUCAUCUUAAAAUGGUCCGUAUCUAGAUCGAUUCGUACUAUCGAAAUGGCGUAUUAUUAAAUUCCGAUUUCUGCAAUAUUUCCCGGAUAUAAAAUCGUACAAAUAAAUUCUACGAAUAAUGAACUGCGACUGCGGGAAAUUGAUGGAAAAAUAAAAAAAAAUAAUCCACAACGAAA